Messenger RNA from Daucus carota subsp. sativus, 1733 nucleotides. Its product is annotated as UDP-D-apiose/UDP-D-xylose synthase 2. The coding region runs from base 141 to 1310 and encodes 389 amino acids. Gene Ontology annotation, molecular function: carboxy-lyase activity. The transcript has 9 exons. The record is from RefSeq and is a predicted model, not a curated record. NCBI's taxonomy places the organism in Eukaryota, Viridiplantae, Streptophyta, Magnoliopsida, Apiales, Apiaceae.
UUCUUAGAAGCCUCUCCUCCCUCCUUUUUUUAGCUUUAAAUACCCUCUCUCUCUCUACUAAUUAUCUCCUCUCACUCCACACUCCAACCAUCUCCUUCUCAAUUCCAGAGAGAGAAACACACACAUACUUUGUGACGGCAAUGGCGUCGGCGGCGGCGAGAGUAGAUCUGGACGGAAAACCGAUCACCGGAAUCACGAUAUGCAUGAUCGGCGCCGGCGGAUUCAUCGGAUCUCAUCUCUGCGAGAAGCUCAUGUCGGAGACAUCGCACAAAGUGUUGGCUGUAGAUGUGUAUAACGAUAAGAUCAAGCACUUGCUCGAACCUGAUAGUUUGCCUUGGAACGGUCGCAUUCAGUUUCAUCGCAUCAAUAUUAAGAACGAUUCUCGCCUUGAAGGUCUCAUUAAGAUGGCGGAUCUGACUAUAAAUCUUGCAGCAAUUUGUACUCCAGCAGACUACAAUACACGCCCUCUUGAUACAAUCUACAGCAACUUUAUUGAUGCUCUGCCUGUGGUGAAGUACUGUUCAGAGAACAAUAAGCGUCUUAUUCACUUCUCCACCUGUGAAGUUUAUGGAAAAACAAUUGGUAGUUAUCUUCCCAAAGACAGUCCUUUGCGCCAGGAUCCUGCCUAUUACAUUCUGAAAGAGGAUGAAUCCCCUUGCAUCUUUGGCUCAAUUGAGAAACAGAGGUGGUCCUAUGCAUGUGCUAAGCAACUGAUUGAGAGGCUAAUCUAUGCUGAGGGUGCUGAAAAUGGUCUUGAAUUCACUAUUGUAAGACCUUUCAACUGGAUUGGUCCUAGGAUGGAUUUCAUUCCCGGGAUUGAUGGUCCCAGUGAGGGUGUCCCCAGAGUUCUCGCCUGCUUUAGUAAUAAUCUUCUGCGACGCGAGCCACUUAAGCUUGUAGAUGGUGGCGAAUCACAGCGAACGUUCAUUUACAUCAAGGAUGCCAUUGAAGCAGUCAUGUUGAUGAUUGAAAAUCCUGCUAGGGCUAAUGGUCAUAUUUUCAAUGUUGGGAACCCUAACAAUGAAGUUACUGUCAGGCAGCUUGCUGAAAUGAUGACCAAGGUGUAUUCUAAGGUAAGUGGAGAACCGUCUAUAGAUAGUCCAACCAUCGAUGUAAGCUCUAAAGAAUUUUAUGGUGAAGGGUACGAUGACAGUGAUAAGAGAAUUCCAGACAUGACAAUCAUUAACAAGCAACUUGGUUGGAACCCUAAGACAUCACUAUGGGAUUUGCUUGAAUCCACUCUUACCUACCAACACAGGACGUAUGCUGAAGCUAUUAAGCAAGCGAUUGCUAAACCAAUUGCAAGUUAAAGGGAAGAAAUGUAGUACUUGUUUGCUCGUAAAAACAGUUCUAUGAUGUCUGCUGCUCUCGGGUGUUUAAAUUCUUUGCAAGGGACCUGAAAUAUAUCAAUAUGGUUAAUUCAUGUAUAAUCUGCAGUACUUUUGGUCUUGCCCAUGUUCAUUAGUUAAUAGGCACAGUUGAUGAGAAAUUUGUACCAGUAUUGUUUGAAUAGCUUGGUAAGGAACUGCCAUAAGCCUUAUUGUGCUGCUGUAAGGUUGAAUCUUAGUCUUCGGCAAUACAUUUUCAUAGGACAUAUUAUAAGUAAAGCCCCAUUGCUGCUCAGGGUUAAUGUUUUUUAGUUCCCCCCUGUUCUCCAACAAGGAGUGUUGUAUUAUUUUCAUUCUUGCACCAAAACUACUUUAAUUUUAUAUAUCAAUUACAUAAUUUAUAUC